Messenger RNA from Esox lucius (northern pike), 2205 nucleotides. RefSeq lists its product as uncharacterized. Bases 169 to 1962 code for a protein of 597 amino acids. Gene Ontology annotation, molecular function: protein-lysine N-methyltransferase activity. The transcript has 9 exons. Lineage: Eukaryota; Metazoa; Chordata; Actinopteri; Esociformes; Esocidae. The record is from RefSeq and is a predicted model, not a curated record. Gene Ontology annotation, cellular component: cytosol; cytoplasm. Gene Ontology annotation, biological process: peptidyl-lysine methylation.
UCUUUAAAUGACAAAGACGACCCAAGAUGCCAUUAGAACGAUCCUCCGCAGGACCAGACGGUGAAUUCACCGAGAAACUCAGAGGGCUGACCCCAAACUGACCAAGGACGUACAAACAGCAGAUUUCUGGAGGUUUCCACGGAUACGUUAUAUACAUCUGAUCAAGAGAUGGAUACUCCUGUCCUCACAGAGGAGGAAAACGAUGAAGAGGAAGAUGAAGAGCGCAAGAUAACACUUGAAGACAGAGAGGAGGAAUUGGAAGAGGAUUCAGAGGAGGACUCAGGGGAGCAAUCAGUGGAGGAAUCAGAGGAUGAAUCAGAGGAGAAAGCCCAGGAGUCUGAACCCCAGAAUAAGAAGGUUGAGGUUUGGGUUCCCACCUGCUACUCCAAGUGUGGGAAAGAGGUGUUUCACUAUGUAGGAGAGGACAUCAGUAUCUUCGAGGGAUAUGAAGCCCAUGGUGCUGUUACAUGGCCAGGGGCGUUGGCUCUCUGUCGCUACCUAGAGACCAAUGUUGAGCAGUUUAAUCUGGUGGACAAGUCAGUGCUGGAACUAGGAGCAGGCCCUGGACUAGUGUCCAUUGUAGCCACACUCCUAGGUGCCUGGGUAACAGCUACAGACCUUCCAGAGAUUGUUGGUAACCUGAGAGCUAACCUGCUCCGCAACACCAGAGGGCGCUGCAGGCACAUUCCCCAAGCAGCUGUCCUCUCCUGGGGUCCAGAUGUUGAACACACGUACCCGAAAUCCAUCUAUCGCUAUAACUAUGUGCUGGCAGCCGACGUGGUCUUUCAGAAAUACUAUUUGGACGAGCUGCUGUUCACCAUGACAUACUUCUGCCGUCCAGGAACCACUCUGAUCUGGGCCAACAAGAUUCGCUCCACAUCAGACCUUGAAUUCACAGAAGACUUCAAGAACACCUUCAAUACCACCCAGCUGGCUGAGAUUGACGGGGUUAAGAUCCACAUGGCCACAUGCAGACAGACAGAAGAAAAUACUUAUUUCCUGACGGAAGAGGAGAACAUUGAGGAGAAUGAUGAAGAGUGCAAUGAGGAGAAUAGCAAGACUAAAUUAUUUCUGGAGGUUUCCACGGAUACGUUAAAUACAUCCGAUCAAGAGAUGGAUACUCCUGUCCUCACAGAGGAGGAAAACAAUGAUGAAGAGGAAGAUGAGGAGUGCAAGAUAACACUUGAAGACAGAGAGGAGGAAUUGGAAGAGAAUUCAGAGGAGGACUCAGGGGAGCAAUCAAUGGAGGAAUCAGAGGAUGAAUCAGAGGAGAAAGCCCAGGAGUCUGAACCCCAGAAUAAGAAGGUUGAGGUUUGGGUUCCCACCUGCUACUCCAAGUGUGGGAAAGAGGUGUUUCACUAUGUAGGAGAGGACAUCAGUAUCUUCGAGGGAUAUGAAGCCCAUGGUGCUGUUACAUGGCCAGGGGCGUUGGCUCUCUGUCGCUACCUAGAGACCAAUGUUGAGCAGUUUAAUCUGGUGGACAAGUCAGUGCUGGAACUAGGAGCAGGCCCUGGACUAGUGUCUAUUGUAGCCACACUCCUAGGUGCCUGGGUAACAGCUACAGACCUUCCAGAGAUUGUUGGUAACCUGAGAGCUAACCUGCUCCGCAACACCAGAGGGCGCUGCAGGCACAUUCCCCAAGCAGCUGUCCUCUCCUGGGGUCCAGAUGUUGAACACACGUACCCGAAAUCCAUCUAUCGCUAUAACUACGUGCUGGCAGCCGACGUGGUCUUUCAGAAAUACUAUUUGGACAAGCUGCUGUUCACCAUGACAUACUUCUGCCAUCCAGGAACCACUCUGAUCUGGGCCAACAAGAUUCGCUCCACAUCAGACCUUGAAUUCACAGAAGACUUCAAGAACACCUUCAAUACCACCCAGCUGGCUGAGAUUGACGGGGUUAAGAUCCACAUGGCCACAUGCAGACAGACAGAAGAACGCCUUCAGUACCAUCCGGCUGGGUGAGACCGACAACAAUUUAAAAAUACGCUUCCAAGGAAAUCCAUGUGUAAAACUUAGGUUUAGGGAAGACAAAGGAACAAUUAAGAAUGUGCCAACUACAUCAAAUGUUGCCAAGAUGUCCUUUGUCCUUCAUCCUCUGACAAAUAUGUAUGGGAAAUACUGAAUUGCACUUAUUACUUACCUACAUACAGUGAACAUAAAAAGUGACAGGUUUUUGUGAUGUAAAAGAAUGAGACACAGAUAAAU